This is a messenger RNA of Mus musculus (house mouse), 11823 nucleotides long. RefSeq names its product ASH1 like histone lysine methyltransferase (gene Ash1l). Gene Ontology annotation, biological process: chromatin remodeling; regulation of gene expression. Bases 654 to 9530 code for a protein of 2958 amino acids. The record is from RefSeq and is a predicted model, not a curated record. Gene Ontology annotation, molecular function: histone H3 methyltransferase activity; histone methyltransferase activity; chromatin binding. Lineage: Eukaryota; Metazoa; Chordata; Mammalia; Rodentia; Muridae. Gene Ontology annotation, cellular component: bicellular tight junction; nucleus; nuclear body. The transcript has 29 exons.
GGGUGAGGGAGGGAGGGAGGGAGGGAGGGAGGGCGGCGGGGAGAGCGCGCGGAGGGAGGAGUGGGAGGCGGGAGGGGGGGCACGCGGCGCCCUUCGCUGGCUCGCUCGCUCCCUCCCUCCCCAGAGCCGCCGCCGCCGCCGCCGCUGCCGCCGCCGCUGCCGCUCCCGCCGCCAUUUUGGGUUCGCUUUGCGGAGGGGGGAGACGAUCCCGGUCUCGGUUGCCGGACCCGCCUUCUCUCGGUUUCCCCUUUCCCGACCUACGCCUUUGGCUUCUCCUCUCUCGCGUUUCCGCCGGUCCGCUUACCCGCUGGCCGCCUCCUGACAAGCGGGAAGGGUUACAGUGUGGAGCCAGGGAAGCCGAGGCGCCAGGCUGCCACCCUCUCUCUCUCCACUUGCCUGCACUCGGCGCUCUCGGCCUCGCACGAGGACUCAGGUGAGAUUCCAAGCACCCACAUUGUGACCGGAGAUCAUUUGUAAUUCCAGUUCUAGAGGAUUGUCUUUGAUGAGUACCAGGCUCACAACCAUCUGCCAUUGGGUCCCUUGCCCUUUUCUGGGAAAGAGAUGCUGGUUGCAAGUUUUGGAAAACCCUAUUUUUUUAUGGAACAGUGUUCUGUAAAAGUUUUGUAAGAUCCCUUGGCAAUAACACACUUGUGAUGGACCCUAGGAAUACUGCUAUGUUAGGAUUGGGUUCUGAUUCCGAAGGAUUUUCAAGAAAGAGUCCUUCUACCAUCAAUCCUGGCACUCUGGCCAGCAAAAGAGAAGCAGAGAUAGAGGGUGCCACAGAAGAAGAGGAUCCUCGCAAGCGGAAUCGAGAAAGGGGCACAGAAGCAGGAAAGGAGGAUGGCUCGACGGAUGCACAGCAACAGUUUUCAGUGAAAGAAACAAACUUUUCAGAGGGAAACUUAAAAUUGAAAAUUGGCCUUCAGGCAAAGAGAACUAAAAAGCCUCCAAAGAACUUGGAGAACUAUGUGUGUCGACCUGCCAUAAAGACAACCAUCAAGCACUCAAGGAAAGCACUUAAAAGUGGGAAGAUGACAGAUGAGAAGAAUGAGCACUGCCCUUCAAAAUGGGACUCUUCAAAAUUGUUCAAGAAAGCAGGUGACGCUACAGCCAUCGACUGCCAAGCCGAAGAAAGCAUCCAUCUUCAUUCACAGGGGGAAAGUAAUCCUUUGUCUAAGAAGCUUUCUCCAGUACAUUCACAAAUGGCAGAUUACAUUAGUGCAGCACCAUCUCUUGUUGGCAGUCGAGAUCCUGAUAUAAAGGACAGAGCAUUACUUAAUGGAGGAACUAGUGUAACAGAAAAGUUGGCACAGCUCAUUGCUACCUGUCCUCCUUCCAAGUCUUCCAAGGCAAAACCGAAGAAGUUAGGAACUGGCACUACAGUUGGAUUGGUUAGCAAGGACUUGAUCAGGAAACCAGGUGUUGGCUCUAUAGCUGGAAUAAUUCAUAAAGACUUAAUUAAAAAGCCAGCUCUUAGCACAGCAGUUGGGUUGGUAACUAAAGAUCCAGGGAAAAAGCCUAUGUUCAAUGCAGCAGUAGGCCUGAUCAAUAAGGACUCUGUGAAAAAAUUGGGAACUGGCACUACAGCCGUAUUCAUUAAUAAAGACUUAGGCAAAAAGCCAGGGGCUAUCACUACAGUUGGACUGCUGAGCAAAGAAUCAGGAAAGAAGCUAGGCAUUGGUAUUGUUCCAGGGCUAGUGAAUAAAGAGUCUGGCAAGAAAUUAGGACUUGGCACCGUAGUUGGACUGGUUAAUAAAGAGUUGGGAAAGAAACUGAGUUCUACAGUUGGCCUAGUGGCCAAGGAUGUUACGAAGAAGAUUGUAGCAAGCUCAGCAAUGGGAUUGGUUAAUAAGGACAUUGGAAAGAAAUUAUUAAAUUGUCCUAUGGCAGGACAACUGGGCAGUAAAGAUGCCUUAAACCUUAAAUCUGAAGCACUGCUCCCCACUCAGGAACAACUUAAGGCUUCCUGUAGUGCAAACAUAAGUAAUCAUGACAGUCAAGAACUUCCUGAGUCUCUGAAAGACAGUGCUACCGGCAAAGCUUUUGAGAAGAGUGUUAUGCGGCAUAGUAAAGAAAGCAUGUUGGAAAAAUUUUCAGUCCGAAAAGAAAUUACUAAUUUGGAGAAAGAAAUGUUUAAUGAAGGAACAUGCAUUCAGCAAGACAAUUUCUCAUCUAGUGAAAGGGGAGCCUUUGAAACCUCAAAACAUGAAAAGCAGCCUCCUGUGUAUUGCACUUCUCCUGACUUUCAAAUAGGAGGUGCCUCUGAUGCCUCUACAGCUAAAUCUCCCUUCAGUGCAGUAGGCGAAAGCAACCUUCCUUCCUCGUCACCUACUGUAUCUGUUAAUCCUGUAACCAGGAGUCCCCCUGAAGCUUCUUCACAGUUGGUUCCAAACCCAUUACUUUUAAAUUCUACAGCAGAACAAAUGGAAGAAAUCUCUGAAUCUAUUGGAAAGAGCCAGUUUACUGCUGAAAGUACCCACUUGAAUGUUGGUCACAGAUCAUUAGGUCAUAGCUUAAGUAUUGAGUGUAAAGGAAUUGAUAAAGAACUAAAUGAAUCAAAAAAUACACAUCUAGAUAUUCCUAGAAUAAGUUCUUCCUUGGGAAAAAAGCCAAGUUUGACUUCUGACUCUGGUAUUCAUGCAAUUACUCCUUCCGUUGUUAAUUUUACUAGUUUGUUUAGUAACAAACCUUUUUUAAAGCUUGGUGCAGUCACUGCACCAGACAAACACUGCCAGGUUGCUGAAAGCCUAAGCUCGAGUUUCCAGUCCAAACCAUUGAAAAAAAGAAAAGGAAGAAAACCUCGGUGGACUAAAGUGGUGGCAAGAAGCACAUGCCGGUCUCCAAAAGGACUAGACUUAGAAAGAUCAGAGCUUUUUAAGAAUGUUUCUUGUAGCUCACUAUCAAAUAGUUCUGAGCCAGCGAAGUUUAUGAAAACUAUCGGAGCAUCAUCAUUCGUCGAUCAUGACUUCCUUAAACGCCGAUUGCCAAAGUUGAGUAAGUCUUCAGCUCCAUCUCUUGCUCUUUUAACCGACAGCGAGAAACCAUCUCAUAAGUCUUUUAUUACUCACAAACUGUCCUCCAGUAUGUGUGUCACUAGCGAUCUUUUGUCGGAUAUUUAUAAGCCCAAGAGAGGAAGACCUAAAUCCAAGGAAAUGCCUCAGCUAGAAGGUCCACCUAAAAGGACUUUAAAAAUACCUGCCUCUAAAGUUUUUUCUUUACAGUCUAAAGAAGAGCAAGAACCCCCAAUUUUACAACCAGAAAUUGAAAUUCCUUCCUUCAAGCAAAGUUUGUCUGUAUCUCCUUUUCCAAAAAAAAGAGGCAGGCCUAAGAGGCAGAUGAGGUCUCCAGUGAAGAUGAAACCCCCUGUCCUGUCAGUGGCUCCAUUUGUUGCCACUGAAAGUCCAAGUAAGCUCGAGUCUGAAAGUGAGAACCAUAGAAGUAGCAGUGACUUUUUUGAGAGUGAGGACCAGCUUCAGGACACAGACGACUUAGAUGACAGUCACAGGCAAAGUGUCUGUAGUAUGAGUGACCUUGAGAUGGAACCAGAUAAAAAAAUUAGCAAGCGAAACAAUGGACAAUUAAUGAAAACAAUUAUCCGAAAAAUAAAUAAAAUGAAGACUUUAAAGAGAAAAAAACUGUUGAAUCAGAUUCUUUCGAGUUCUGUAGAAUCAAGUAAUAAAGGAAAAGUGCAGUCCAAGCUUCACAAUACAGUCUCAAGUCUUGCUGCCACAUUUGGCUCUAAAUUGGGGCAACAAAUCAAUGUCAGCAAGAAAGGAACCAUUUACAUAGGGAAGAGAAGGGGGCGGAAACCAAAAACCGUCUUAAAUGGCCUGCUUUCUGGUAGCCCUGCCAGCCUUGCUGUGCUUGAACAAACAGCUCAGCAGGCAGCUGGGUCAGCAUUAGGACAGAUCCUCCCCCCUUUACUGCCAUCACCUGCUAGUAGCUCUGAGAUCCUUCCAUCACCUAUUUGCUCUCAGUCUUCUGGGACUAGUGGAGGUCAGAGCCCUGUUAGUAGUGACGCAGGCUUUGUUGAACCUAGCUCAGUGCCAUAUUUGCAUGUGCACUCCAGACAGGGCAGUAUGAUUCAGACUCUUGCAAUGAAGAAGGCUUCCAAGGGCAGAAGGCGGCUCUCUCCUCCUACUUUGUUGCCAAAUUCUCCUUCUCAUUUGAGUGAACUCACAUCCCUGAAAGAAGCCACUCCUUCCCCAGUUAGUGAGUCUCAUAGUGACGAGACCAUUCCCAGUGACAGUGGCAUUGGGACAGAUAAUAAUAGCACAUCAGACAGGGCAGAGAAGUUUUGUGGACAGAAAAAGAGGAGACAUUCUUUUGAGCACAUUUCUCUGAUUCCCCCUGAAACUUCUACCGUCCUAAACAGUCUCAAAGAAAAACACAAACACAAAUGUAAGCGCAGGAGUCACGAUUACCUCAGCUAUGACAAGAUGAAAAGACAGAAGCGAAAACGGAAAAAGAAAUAUCCCCAGCUUCGAAAUAGGCAGGAUCCAGACUUCAUCGCAGAACUAGAGGAGCUGAUAAGUCGUCUAAGUGAGAUUCGGAUCACCCAUCGAAGCCAUCAUUUUAUUCCCCGAGACCUCCUGCCAACUAUUUUUCGAAUCAACUUUAAUAGUUUCUAUACACAUCCUUCUUUUCCCUUAGACCCAUUGCACUACAUUCGGAAACCUGACUUAAAAAAGAAACGAGGGAGGCCCCCUAAGAUGAGGGAGGCAAUGGCAGAAAUGCCUUUUAUGCACAGCCUUAGUUUUCCUUUAUCUAGUACUGGAUUUUAUCCUUCUUAUGGCAUGCCUUACUCUCCCUCACCCCUUACAGCUGCUCCAAUAGGAUUAGGGUAUUAUGGAAGGUAUCCCCCCACUCUUUAUCCACCGCCACCAUCUCCUUCAUUCACCACUCCACUGCCACCUCCCUCCUAUAUGCAUGCUGGUCAUUUAUUGCUCAAUCCUACCAAAUAUCAUAAGAAAAAGCAUAAGCUGCUUAGACAGGAGGCUUUUCUUACAACCAGCAGGACCCCUCUCCUUUCCAUGAGCACCUACCCCAGCGUACCUCCAGAGAUGGCUUAUGGUUGGAUGGUGGAGCACAAACACAGACACCGUCACAAACACAGAGAGCACCGUUCUGAACAGCCCCAGGUUUCCAUGGAUAGUGGCUCUUCCAGAUCCGUCUUGGAGUCUUUGAAACGUUACCGAUUUGGUAAGGAUACUGUUGGAGAUCGAUAUAAGCAUAAGGAAAAGCACAGGUGUCACAUGUCCUGCCCUCAUCUCUCUCCUUCAAAGAACUUAAUAAACAGAGAAGAACAGUGGGUUUCUCGAGAGCCUUCAGAAUCAAGUUCUUUAGCCUUGGGAUUGCAAACACCUUUACAAAUUGACUGCUCAGAAAGUUCUCCCAGUUUGUCCCUUGGAGGAUUUACUCCCAAUUCUGAGCCAGCCAGCAGUGAUGAACAUAUGAACCUUUUUACAAGUGCAAUAGGCAGCUGCAGAGUUUCAAACCCUAACUCCAGUUGCCGGAAGAAAUUAACUGACAGCCCUGGGCUCUUUCCUGUACAAGAUACUGCACUAAAUCGGCCUCACAGAAAGGAACCAUUACCUUCCAGUGAAAGGGCAAUACAGUCGUUGGCAGGUUCCCAGUCAGCUUCCGAUAAACCUUCCCAGCGAUCAUCAGAAAGCACAAAUUGUAGCCCUACUCGUAAAAGGUCUUCAUCUGAGAGUACUUCUUCAACAGUGAAUGGAGUUCCUUCCAGAAGUCCCAGAUUGGUUGCUUCUAUGGAUGAUUCUGUAGACAGUCUGUUGCAGCGGAUAGUACAUCACGAUGAGCAAGAGUCCAUGGAGAAAAACGGUGAUGCUUCCAUUACAACUGUGUCUGCACCACCUUCUUCCAGUCCAGGCCAUAGCUACAGCAAGGAGCGAGCCUUAGGUAAAUCAGACAGCCUUCUAGUGCCUGCAGUCCCGAAUGACUCUUGCAGUAAUAUCCCACUUCUUUCUGAAAAGUCAGCAAGUAGGUGUUCCCCCCAUCACAUCAAGAGAAGUGUAGUUGAAGCUAUGCAACGCCAAGCUCGGAAAAUGUGCAAUUAUGACAAAAUCUUGGCCACCAAGAAAAACCUGGACCAUGUUAAUAAAAUUUUAAAAGCCAAAAAACUUCAAAGGCAGGCCAGGACAGGAAACAAUUUUGUGAAACGCAGACCAGGUCGACCUCGGAAAUGCCCCCUCCAAGCAGUGGUGUCAAUGCAAGCCUUCCAGGCCGCCCAGUUUGUCAGCCCGGAAUUGAAUGAAGGCGAAGACAUGUCCCUGCACCUAAGUCCAGACACAGUCACUGAUGUGAUCGAGGCUGUGGUUCAGAGUGUGAACCUCACUUCAGAACAUAAGAAGGGGGUGAAGAGGAAAAAUUGGCUGUUAGAAGAACAGACUAGGAAAAAGCAGAAGACAGUACCAGAGGAAGAAGAGCAAGAAAACAAUAAAAGCUUUAUAGAAACACCAGUUGAAAUUCCCAGUCCUCUUGAAACGCCUGCUGAACCUUCUGAACCUGAAAAUACCUUGCAACCUGUGCUGGCUCUCAUCCCACGAGAAAAGAAGGCCCCACGUCCUCCAAAGAAGAAAUACCAGAGAGCUGGGCUGUAUUCUGAUGUUUACAAAACAAUAGACCCAAAGAGCCGAUUAAUCCAAUUAAAGAAAGAAAAGUUGGAGUAUACUCCAGGAGAGCACGAGUAUGGGUUGUUCCCAGCGCCCAUUCAUGUUGGAAAGUAUCUCAGACAGAAGAGAAUUGACUUCCAGCUUCCCUAUGAUAUUCUCUGGCAGUGGAAACACAAUCAGCUAUACAAAAAGCCAGAUGUCCCCCUGUAUAAAAAAAUCCGUUCAAAUGUCUAUGUUGAUGUCAAACCACUUUCUGGUUAUGAGGCUACCACCUGUAAUUGUAAGAAGCCAGAUGACGACACCAGGAAGGGCUGUGGGGAUGACUGCCUAAAUAGAAUGAUCUUUGCUGAGUGUUCCCCUAACACUUGCCCCUGUGGUGAGCAGUGCUGUAACCAGAGGAUACAGAGGCAUGAGUGGGUGCAGUGUCUGGAACGAUUUCGAGCUGAGGAAAAAGGUUGGGGAAUUAGAACCAAAGAACCCCUAAAAGCUGGCCAGUUCAUCAUUGAAUACCUAGGGGAAGUUGUCAGCGAACAAGAAUUCAGGAACAGGAUGAUUGAGCAAUAUCAUAAUCACAGUGACCACUACUGUUUAAACCUGGAUAGCGGAAUGGUGAUUGACAGUUACCGCAUGGGAAAUGAGGCCAGAUUCAUCAACCACAGCUGUGACCCAAAUUGUGAAAUGCAGAAAUGGUCUGUUAAUGGAGUGUACCGUAUUGGACUGUAUGCACUUAAGGAUAUGCCAGCUGGGACAGAGCUUACCUAUGAUUACAACUUUCAUUCCUUCAAUGUAGAAAAACAGCAACUUUGUAAAUGUGGUUUUGAGAAGUGUCGAGGAAUCAUUGGAGGCAAGAGUCAACGGAUGAACGGACUCCCUAGCCAUAAAGGUAGCCAGUCUUCAAGCACGCAUAGAAAGUCUGCACGGGCGAAAGAGAAGCGGAAGUCCAAGCACAAGCUGAAGAAAAGGAAAGGCCAUCCCUCUGAAGAGCCCAGUGAAAACAUCAACACCCCAACAAGAUUGACUCCACAGUUACAGAUGAAGCCAAUGUCCAACAGAGAGAGGAACUUCGUGCUAAAGCACCAUGUGUUCUUGGUGCGAAACUGGGAAAAGAUCCAUCAGAAGCAGGAGGAGGUGAAGCACACCCGUGACAUCCACUCAGCAUCGCUGUACACCCGCUGGAACGGCCUCUGUCGGGACGACGGGAACAUUAAGUCUGAUGUCUUCAUGACCCAGUUCUCUGCCCUGCAGACAGCUAGAUCUGUUCGAACAAGACGCUUGGCAGCUGCAGAGGAAAACCUGGAAGUGGCUCGGGCAGCGCGCCUAGCACAGAUCUUCAAAGAGAUCUGUGAUGGCAUCAUCUCCUACAGAGAUUCUUCCCAGCAAACCCUUGCAGCUCCACUUUUGAAUCUUCCCCCAAAGAAAAAAAAUGCUGACUAUUAUGAGAAGAUCUCUGACCCCCUGGAUCUCAGCACCAUAGAGAAGCAGAUCCUCAUUGGGUAUUACAAAACAGUGGAGGCUUUCGAUGCUGACAUGCUUAAGGUCUUUCGGAAUGCUGAGAAGUACUAUGGGCGUAAAUCCCCAAUUGGGAGAGAUGUUUGCCGCUUACGAAAGGCCUAUUACAGCGCCCGGCAUGAAGCUUCGGCUCAGAUCGAUGAGAUUGUGGGAGAAACGGCCAGUGAGGCCGACAGCAGCGAGACCUCAGUCUCCGAGAAGGAGAGCGGGCACGAGAAGGAUGAUGAUGUUAUCCGCUGCAUCUGCGGCCUCUAUAAAGAUGAAGGCCUCAUGAUCCAGUGUGACAAGUGCAUGGUGUGGCAGCACUGCGACUGCAUGGGUGUGAACACGGAUGUGGAGCACUACCUUUGUGAGCAGUGUGACCCUCGGCCUGUGGACAGGGAGGUACCCAUGAUCCCUAGGCCCCACUAUGCCCAGCCCGGCUGUGUCUACUUCAUCUGUUUACUCCGAGAUGACUUGCUGCUUCGUCAGGGUGAUUGUGUGUACCUGAUGAGGGACAGUCGGCGCACGCCUGAUGGCCACCCAGUCCGUCAGUCCUACAGACUCUUAUCUCACAUUAACCGAGAUAAACUUGACAUCUUUAGAAUCGAGAAGCUCUGGAAGAAUGAAAAAGAAGAACGGUUUGCCUUUGGUCACCAUUAUUUCCGCCCACAUGAGACUCAUCACUCUCCAUCCCGUCGGUUCUAUCACAACGAGCUGUUCCGGGUGCCCCUCUAUGAGAUCAUUCCCUUGGAGGCCGUAGUUGGGACCUGCUGUGUGUUGGACCUUUAUACAUACUGUAAAGGGAGACCCAAAGGAAUAAAGGAACAAGAUGUGUAUAUCUGUGAUUAUCGGCUUGACAAGUCAGCACACCUUUUUUACAAGAUUCAUCGGAAUCGAUAUCCGGUCUGCACCAAACCCUAUGCCUUUGAUCAUUUCCCCAAGAAGCUCACUCCCAAAAGAGACUUCUCACCUCAUUAUGUCCCAGACAACUACAAGAGGAACGGAGGACGAUCAUCCUGGAAGUCUGAACGCUCAAAGCCACCCCUAAAAGACCUAGGACAAGAAGAUGAUGCUUUGCCCUUGAUUGAAGAGGUACUGGCUAGUCAGGAGCAAGCAGCCAGGGAAGUGCCCAGCCCUGAGGAGCCAGACCAGGAAAGAGCCACUGGGGACAUUGGGGACGCUGAAAAGAAACCAGAGGAGAGCAGUCAAGAAGCCCAGUUAGCCAGCACACCUGAGGAGCGAAGGCACAGCCAGAGGGAACGGCUCAACCAGAUCCUGCUCAACCUCCUUGAGAAAAUACCUGGGAAAAAUGCCAUUGACGUGACCUACCUGCUGGAGGAAGGGUCCGGCAGGAAACUGCGAAGGCGCACUUUGUUUAUACCAGAAAAUAGCUUUCGGAAGUGACUCUCAAAAGGAUGAGAACCGCGAGCGAGCACCUGGGAUCCAACGGCACCAUCAAGUCCAGCCUCUUGCUCUCUGGACAUGGACUGGGGCAGAAAAGUUCUGUUCAGGCAAGGGGGGUGGGGUCACGUUUCUGACAUGGUACUUUCUAAAGCUCGGAGCUAGUGGAAAGGGAAAGGAAGUAGGCUUGUCUGAGACGGGUGCGUUUACUUCUCUCUCUGGCUUCUCCUGAGGGUUAACAGAGACAGGAGGACCACACUUGGAGUAGCCAGAAGCUACUGGUACUUUCCAGCACUUCCAAAGGGAAGGGUCCGGACCCAGCCUGCCCCGUUUAUCUCUUAGCUCUAAGAGCUACGUCAGAGACCUAAACAGGUACAGUAGCUGAGGCCUCUUUUAAGUUCCUUUAACGGGAAAGUUCUUUCUCCCUUCUUGCCCAACCAGGUCAAAGUACUAGAACAUGAAUCAGCUGCUCAGAGCACUUAGAACUGCUGCCACUCUCCCUACCUCUGUUCCCAGAGUAGAGUCAGUAGAACCAGGGAGGCGGAGAGGCCCCCAUGGGGUCCGAAGGGCAGUAUUGGUAAUUAUUUUUGGUUUACCCUUCAUAACCUGCCGAACAUACUUUUUCCUCCUGAGAAAGCCCAGCCCCCGCCAGCACACAUGCUGCUUCUCUUCCUGUGUGUCUGCUGUGCAAAAGAUUCACGUCCAAGAAAGAAAAACGGUUUGUAAAACUGCAUAAACCCUCUACACUUCUCCCCUAACAAAACUCACUACAGAACUGUUGAGCAGUGUUCACUCUCGGAGUGUUUGUUCUAAGUGUAGGUUACCGACUGAAACACUACUCUUAUUUUCUUAACUGUAUAGUUCCGGUGUCCGUCCCUCCCACGAGUCCCAUUUUCCUUCCACCUUUCUGAAUGACUUCAUCAUCAGGAGGUAUAGCCAGGGUCACCUUCUCACCCAGUCUCUUGACCAGAAGUUACCAGACCAUACUGUCUCUUUACAAGUAAAAUUCAAAAAGCUUUGCUUUGUCUUCUCAGACAUACAUAUGCAUAUACAUUUUAGAUGUUCUUAUAAGAGAAAAGAUGGUUUUUAAAUGUGCCAAGUUAUGUGUGUGUAUAAAUAUAUAUAUGUGUGUGUGUGCGUGUAUAUAUAUAUAUGUGUGUGUGUGUAUGUGUAUAUAUAUAUGUGUGUGUGGGUGCGAGUGUGCGAGUAUGUGUAUGUGGGGGUGGGUGCGCGUGUGUGUGUGUGUGUGUAUGCUGUGAGAUUGGUAAGCAAUACAUUAGUAAACACAUCUUCAUUACUCUUUUCCAAUACUGGACCAAUGAUGUCCUAACUGUACAUUUCCUUCCCCUUAUGAUGACGACGCUCUGACUCAUUUAGGUAGAGACAUUUGACCACCUUCAUUCCAUUGAUUUUUUUUUUCUCCUUUCUGUGUUAUUCUUAAGGGAAAAGAGAGAGAGAGAAAGAGGGGAUGGCAUAGAUCCCCUUGAGCAGAGAAAAAGCAAAAUAUUUUAUUAAAGAAAAAAAGAAAUUAAGAAAAUAGUUUGGAGUAUUUUCUUACUGUAGAGAAGCAUUGUACAUUACCACGAGACCUGGGUAUGAGAUGCUCGCGCGUGGCGCUGGGGAGCGCAUGGCCAAGCCCACUGGAGUGGUUUCUUUUGUUUCUCAUUGCAGGGAGGGGGAGGGGGGAGGACUAAGGGCACUUUGGGGGUCUCCUUUUAGUCAAAAGCAAGAAAAUGACAAGAAAGAGAUUAAAUUCAAUGUUUUCCUUUAAUAGUGUUAAACACUAAAAUUUUAAAAUAAGAAAGAAAAAACUUUGUAAAAUGUAAGAACAGAAGCAAAAGACACUACGCUGUCAUUUUUAUCUUUCUUUUGUUGAAAGAUUAAAAACUGAAAUGUUUUUUAGACAAUCAAAUGUUAGGUAAGUGCAAAAAACUUGUUUUUCUUACUGGUGUAGAAAUUAAUGCCUUUUUUAUUUUUCAGUUAUUUUAUAAUAACAAAAUAAAAACAACCCCCAGCUGCCAGGUGGGUUUUGGUGUUCGAAAUGCGGGGCAAAGCACUACAUCACUGCAAAUAGAUACAGAGUUAGUCUGCAUGUCUGUAGGCUGUGUGAUUGCGGAAAAUAUAAAUGCUGCUAAUAUAUUUCCUUUUUACAGAAAAGCAUAUCUAAAUAGAUGAUUGUUUUGAUGUUAAUCUUUGUAAAUUAUGUAUUACCAAUUUUAACAUUGGAUGUAAUUGCAUAAAGGCUUGCAUCUCAAUCCUUGAAAGUCUAGCAUUAAAUGGAAACAACUUUUCCUAA